UGACCCCAAUCUCAAACUUCAUAGAGGCGUAACCUGGCCACUGGACCGCUUCGUACAUUUUAUAUGCGUCGAUUUGUGUUGGACGUCUAGGAUGGACUAAAACGCAACUAUGGUGGUGAAUUCCGUGCAUUGGUUUCGCAAAGGGCUGCGACUUCACGACAAUGCGGCUUUGCAGGAAGCUCUUUAUGGCGCGGAUACUGUACGCUGUGUUUAUAUAUUGGACCCGUGGUUCGCAGGUUCGGCCAACAUUGGAGUCAACAGAUGGAGAUUUUUACUGGAAUCUUUAGAGGAUUUGGACACAAGUUUAAGAAAACUGAACUCGAGGCUCUUUGUGGUACGGGGACAGCCUACAGAUGUCUUCCCCAGACUCUUCAAGGAAUGGAAUGUCACACGUCUCACGUUCGAAUAUGACUCGGAGCCUUAUGGGAAGGAAAGAGAUGCGGCCAUCAUCAAAAUGGCGCAGGAGUACGGUGUGGAAACCGUGGUACGGAAUAUUCACACGCUCUACGAUCCCGAUAGGAUCAUAGAAAUGAACAACCACAGUCCCCCCCUCACAUUCAAAAGAUUUCAAGCCAUCGUGAACAGACUCGAACUGCCCAGAAAGCCCCUGCCAACCAUCACUCAAGAGCAGAUGGCCAGGUGCCGGACACAGAUCGCUGACAAUCAUGACGACCACUAUGGCGUGCCGUCCCUCGAGGAGCUAGGUUUCAGGACUCCAGCCGACAGCCCACAUGUGUGGAAGGGAGGUGAAACUGAAGCCCUGGAGAGACUCAACAAACAUUUAGAUAGGAAGGCUUGGGUAUCCAAUUUCGAGAGGCCUAGAAUAAGUGCUCAAUCUCUGUUUGCCAGCCCGACCGGCCUCAGUCCAUACCUACGUUUCGGCUGUCUGUCAUGUCGCGUGUUUUACUACAACCUGCGGGAACUUUAUAUGAAGCUUCGGAGACGCUCCAAUCCCCCCCUCUCGCUCUUCGGCCAGCUGCUGUGGCGAGAGUUUUUCUACACGGCGGCCACCAACAACCCCAACUUUGACCGUAUGGAAGGAAACCCCAUCUGCGUGCAGAUCCCCUGGGAUCACAAACCCGAGGCGCUGGCGAAGUGGGCCGAGGGUCGGACGGGGUUCCCUUGGAUCGAUGCCAUCAUGACCCAGCUCAGACAGGAGGGCUGGAUCCACCACCUGGCCCGACACGCCGUGGCCUGUUUCCUCACUCGAGGAGACCUGUGGAUCAGCUGGGAGAGCGGAAUGAAAGUGUUUGAAGAGAUGUUGUUGGACGCAGACUGGAGCGUGAACGCGGGCAGCUGGAUGUGGUUGUCCUGUAGCGCGUUCUUUCAGCAGUUCUUUCACUGUUACUGUCCCGUGGGCUUCGGUCGCCGGACGGAUCCCAGCGGCGACUACAUCAGGCGGUACAUCCCAAAGUUGAAAGACUUUCCCAACCGCUACAUUUACGAGCCGUGGAACGCUCCGGAAUCAGUGCAGAAGGCGGCCAACUGUGUCGUGGGUGUGGAUUACCCCAAACCCAUGAUCAACCACGCCGAGAGCAGCCGGCUCAACAUCGAACGCAUGAAGCAAGUCUACCAGCAGCUCUCACACUACAGAGGCCUUAGUUUGCUCGCCUCAGUCCCGACAAUCCAGGAAGAGGCGGAGCCCCCGACGUCUGAUGACUCUCAGGCCAGCAGCAGCACUGGAGGUCUAGCCUCCCCACACCAGCCCACUCCCGCACCAUCGUCCUCGCCCAGCUCUGAGAGCUCCGGGGCGGGCUCCGCCCCCCACGUCCAGAGAAAGAGGGUCCGACCUUCGGAACUCCCGGGCAAACAGAAAUCAAAAGUCAAGCACACCAGCCAAGCCAAUGGAGUCAAGCAGACGACGGAGGACAAGCAGUGAUCACAGGUUGAUGGACAGAUUAAGACUGCUUUGGCAGUUCAAUAUCAGAGGGAAUCUGAGGACCCUGCCUCCCUGAAUCAUCCAGAAACAGCCAAGAAAAUUGUGAAAUGGCGCCACCUCCUGCAGCAAAACAGAAACUGUACCACAAGAAAAUGUAACUAAAGCUGCAAUUCCGUCAGGGUGUUAUGGCUUCAAUUUCACCAUCCAUCCUCCAAUAAAGCUGCUUUUGUUGUUGCUCAAAACUAAACAUGAUUGUAUCAAGAGACAGCACUGAAUCUGGUUUUGAAGAAAUGGUUCAGACAAGAAAAUGGUCAUUUAAUCGUCCUCAUGUUGUUCCAUACAUGUAUGACUUUCAUUCGAAAAGCACAACAGGAGAAAUUUAGGACUGGGACGGGAGCUUUCAAGCUUCAAAUAGGAUGUUAAUGCAUCAAAAAGCUACCAUUAAAGUGCUCGGUAUGACCUUUGCCUGAAUUCAAAGGACUUUGAAUAUAAUCGCUUUGUGCGAGGAACACACUAGAUUAUUUAGAUCUUAUUGCACCUUUGCAUUCUUUUGAAAGCUUUAAAGUUCUAGUCUGCAUUCAUUGAAAUAGAAAGGAAAAAAAUUGCUACUUUUGUCAAAAAAAAAUCGUUUUGUACUCUAGGGAAGAAGGUUCAAACAGGUCUGAAAUGAGUGAGUCAGUGAAUACGUUUAUAGGUGAGCAAUUCAAAGUUGAAGUUUAUCGCUAGUGUAGAAAGAGACUUGCAGGAACUAAUGGAUUUUAUUACACAGCUCAUUUGAAUGCUUGAUUCUGAUUGGCCAGUCGCGACAUUCCAAGGGUUGUUCUUUUCAAAUAACAACCGCUCAAAACUAAUAACACAUGACCGGUACUACUUGUAUGUUUAAUAUCCCUCAGCUCCAACAAAGGUUACCGUCUGGCGCCAUCUUGUGACUAAAACACUAGACAACCGCGAAUUGCAAUGGAAGAUUUCGGCAUUAAUUUCAACAUGUAUGGUAAAAACAAAACGUUUCAGCAGUGGAUAGAUUUGGACGAAACAAAUAACUCCCCAGUUAAGACAAAAAAAACGAAAACUGAACUCUGAAGAACAAACAACGACAAGACACAGACAGCUCACUGAGACUGAGACUGACAAAAUAGAGCACGACAGCUACGAAACAAACACAAAGGAAUACGGAAUGGGCAAUAAAACUUCUCAAAGACUGGCUAACAGAGAAAAAAAUGCCGACAGAUUACGACAAGUAUGAAGCAGAAGAUCUUAA
Molecule: messenger RNA, 3137 nt
Organism: Triplophysa rosa
Lineage: Eukaryota; Metazoa; Chordata; Actinopteri; Cypriniformes; Nemacheilidae
Gene: cry2
Product: cryptochrome circadian regulator 2
Exons: 12
Coding region: 110-1879 (589 amino acids)
Biological process (GO): negative regulation of DNA-templated transcription; circadian regulation of gene expression; entrainment of circadian clock by photoperiod
Cellular component (GO): nucleus; cytoplasm
Molecular function (GO): FAD binding; DNA binding
Source: RefSeq, a predicted model, not a curated record